Molecule: messenger RNA, 1831 nt
Organism: Bipolaris sorokiniana ND90Pr
Lineage: Eukaryota; Fungi; Ascomycota; Dothideomycetes; Pleosporales; Pleosporaceae
Exons: 3
Coding region: 382-1713 (443 amino acids)
Biological process (GO): polyketide biosynthetic process
Molecular function (GO): acyltransferase activity, transferring groups other than amino-acyl groups
Source: RefSeq, a predicted model, not a curated record
AUACGGUCGUUUCGGCAGUGCCAUGUGCUAUGCAAAUGUCCCGGGACCUAUCAAGAGCUUAAGAGACCAUAUCCCAAUCGUGUUGAUAGUGGCGCAUCACCAAUCCUAUUCCAGUGACGCUCAAGGCUGCCAAUGCCCGGACAUGACUCUUUCACCAUAGCGAACUGAACUCUGAAGUCCGAUGAUAGCAUACCACGAUCCUGCGUAGGAGUAUUGGGAAUCUAGAAGCAUGAGUGGAUAGAAUACCCUAUUUACCGGAUCCUAGGCUAAGGCACUAAACGGCGCCUUGAGAAGCCACGAUGUAGGGGCCAAAGAGUAGGAAAAUAAUCAGAACAGAUGUACGAUAUAUGAAAAAGGUACCAGGCUUACUAUGUCAAUCAUAUGAUCACCCAGUUCCAUCAGCACCUAAAUCAUCACAUCUUACGCCUGUCUUCAACGAUCGGUAUGACACGCAGUAGCAACAACGAUGGUGUGUACAUUACUGGCCUAGGCCACCAGUACCCCGAGCAUGCAAUCAGGCAGGAGGAUUUUGAGGGAUUCCUUCAGCGUCUAUAUCCUGAGCACGUCUCUUCACCAGCUGUGCAAAAGCUUAUUGGCUUCAACACAAAGACACAAAUAUCUUCCCGUCCAACAGUCUUUGAUCACACCAAAUGGACCCAAAAAGACGCCACGCCACCAACUCUCGGCUCGAUAUCUCAUGACUUUCGUACCGUAGGCGUCACUCUCGCCGCGUCUGCAUGUAAAAAGGCCAUACAGGAAGCCAGACUCGAGUCACAUGAGAUUACACACAUUGUUGCCGUGACAUGCACCAACUCUGAUAACCCAGGCUACGACCUCUUUGUGUGCGAGAAACUUGGCCUGGGGCCAGACGUCCAGCGGGUUCUCGUACAGGGCGUGGGCUGCGCAGGAGGUUUGUCGGCAUUGCGAGCAGCAGCUGACAUUGCAGCCGCUGCAUCGCUCAAGAGGCGAAAGGCGCGAGUCCUUGUUAUCGCAUGCGAAAUUUGUAGUCUCUUCUUUCGGGCAGAGAUACAAAACAUCUUGCAAGGGGGGGAUGAGACGCUGCGCAUAGCACCCGCAUUAUUCUCUGAUGGUGCUGCCGCACUGGUAGUGUGCAACGAGCUUGCAUUGGCUCCAUCUCAAGCCCCUGUUUACCAAUUGAGGGAAUGGGCAAGUAUGGUGGCGCCGGGGACGUCUAGCUUCAUGUCAUAUAAUUUUGGGAAAAACGGCUUGAUAGCUACCAUUACGAAAGAUGUUCCCAAAGCAGCAAUCAGUGCUAUCGCACCGAUUUUCCAACAACUCUGCAACACAUCCAACGGCGCUAUUAGUAAUAGAGUACCGUUGCCCCAGAUGCCAGCAGACUUUGAUUGGGCAAUUCAUCCCGGGGGUGCUGCCAUAUUGCACGGCGCGAAAGACUCUCUCGGUCUUACUAACGACCACAUCAGAGCCUCACUCGACGUCUACAAGCGCUAUGGCAACUCUUCGAGCGCAUCCGUACUCGUCGUACUCGACAACAUGAGACACCUGGGUCCGGGUAGAGACGACGUGGCUGCUGUUAGCUUUGGGCCAGGGUUGACAGUGGAAAUGUGCAUGAUGACGCGAUGCCGCAGCUCAAAUCUCCGUAUGUCAGUUCAUCGACGUCAGAGAGCGUCUUCGUUUUGGGCAGCGCUGCAAUCGAGAUUUUCGAGGAAGGAUGCAAUACAUCAUCGGGGAUGAUGGAAAAUGUAAGUUAGUUGUUCAUACUGUGGAAUUAUGUAUCCCUAGUUGGAUGUUGUAUAUAUCGCUAUUUUCCAACAAACAAAAGUAACAUGGCAAACGAAUCGGCAAUCACGAC